AACCUGCAAAGCGAGAGCCAGAAGCAAAAGUGAAGCAGGCGAACAGCACCCCACCCACACCAAACGACCCAGACACCGACCGCCGAUCAUGGUGAAGCGGACGGCGAGCACCAAGUACACGGUGACAACGGAGAGCUCCGUGCAGGCUGGGUUUUGGGGCGGCAAAGCACGAUGGACGGUGGACGUUGCGCCCGAUGACUACCACGUGAUUGACUUUGAGCACACGGGCAUCUUGGGCAAGCGCAUCGUCAAGAUUGAUGACCGCGUCGUCAUCAAGCGGAACAAGUCGCUGAAGCUUGUUGGGAGGGAGUCGUUCACGUUUGGCGGAACCACACGGCAUCACGGCGAAAUCACCAUCGAGCCCGUUGGCUUCUCGCACUACGAGUACACGCUGUACAUUGACAGCGCCCCGUUUGCGGAGUUUGUGGACUUUGCACGCGCCCAGGCACAGAACAACCUGCUUGGUGUGUCCUCGCACACACCGGCAAACAAGAGCGCUUCGUCUUCCUCGCGCAUGUUCGGCAACCCAAACUACGACGUCUCCACUCCGCUCUAGGAAACAUGAGACGCGCCUGGGCUCCUCGCCGAUGCUGCCGUGUCUCCGUUAUUGACUUUUCUUAUUCUCCCAGCACGUGUGCUGUUAAUGCCGCUUGCCUUCCUUCCUUCCUCCUCUGAUCAAGCAAUGCAAGCCCUUGUGCUGCAGCCUUCUCGGCCCCUAACUUGAAUUCCAAUCGCCUUACUUGCUCCUUUGCUUGCUUCUUCACAUCGCUGUUGUUGUUUCGUUUUUGUGUUGCUGGUUGGAGGUGUAAACAGUCAACAUCACACCACGUGUAAACGCAAAC
Molecule: messenger RNA, 842 nt
Organism: Salpingoeca rosetta
Lineage: Eukaryota; Choanoflagellata; Craspedida; Salpingoecidae
Exons: 3
Coding region: 89-556 (155 amino acids)
Biological process (GO): positive regulation of neurogenesis; negative regulation of extrinsic apoptotic signaling pathway via death domain receptors; canonical NF-kappaB signal transduction
Source: RefSeq, a predicted model, not a curated record